AUGGGAAGCACUUUGAGUUCUUGGCUCGAUUGCCUAAUGAAUGGUUUGAAAGUUUCCUUUAAAUGUGAUGCAGAGGGAAAAGUAGAAGAAAAAAGAAACAACAACAACGACAUCAAAAUUGAAUACGAAUUAAGAUUUUCACAGCACGAUAUGAGAAUGAAAAAUAUGAUAUUUUAUCAUAAUAAAAUGUAUAAUUUACAAGUGUUUAACACAAUGAACAGAAGCCACGAUUUAUUAGACUUCGGACAAAAUCUUAAACAUAAAACUCAGCAACGAAGCCUUCAUACUUAUCGAUUUUUUCUCCAAUGCCUUCGUGGAGUUUAA
Messenger RNA from Clunio marinus, 324 nucleotides. The record is from the annotation of a GenBank genome assembly. NCBI's taxonomy places the organism in Eukaryota, Metazoa, Arthropoda, Insecta, Diptera, Chironomidae.